Molecule: messenger RNA, 785 nt
Organism: Haliotis rubra (blacklip abalone)
Lineage: Eukaryota; Metazoa; Mollusca; Gastropoda; Lepetellida; Haliotidae
Product: LDLR chaperone boca-like
Biological process (GO): protein folding
Source: RefSeq, a predicted model, not a curated record
UCAAAAUCCAAUCGCAUUUCAACACGAAAAGAUAACUAAAAUAAAGUUGAUUUGAACGAGUGAAGUGUACGCUGUAUAUAGUCAAGAUGAAAGCGUGGCGCGUAUAUCUGCUGAUGUCUCUGCUUCUUGCUGUUGCUUUCGCAGCAAAAAAGACCGUUGACGAAGAUGAAGACGAUGACGAGGAAGAUGGGAAAGUAGAAGACGACGAGGAGGAGGUAGAGCGAAAAGAAAAAGACAAGUUUAAGAAGAAAAAUAUCCGAGACUAUGAUGAAGCGGACUUGGAAAGACUCUAUGAUCAAUGGGAGGAGGAUGAGGAGCCUCUACCAGAGGACGAGCUGCCAGAGUGGAAGAGGAAACAGAAAGGCAUCGACAUGUCGAAGCUAGACAUGAGCAACCCUGAAAAGUUGAUGCAGCAGACCAAGAAGGGGAAGUCUCUCAUGAUGUUUGCCACUGUCGCAGGCAACCCGACAGAGAAGGAAACGGAGAAGAUCACCGGUUUGUGGCACAGCAGCAUGUUCAACGCCAACAUGGAGAUGCAACGGUAUGCGGGGGGCAGCAACCGUGUGUUGUUCAUGGUGUCGUCGGACGGGCAAAGCAUGGGGAAGGACUUCCUGGUGCAACAGGACAACUGUGAGGAGGUGACCAUCGAAGGGACAGAACUACCCCCCGGGAAGGGGCCCCCAAGAAGGCCGACGACAAAAAGAAGGUAUCUCCAUAAGAAGACAGAGAAGAAGAAGAAAAAGGACCUUAUCUGUGAAGAUGAUCCAUCACCUUGGCAGCGGUGA